This is a messenger RNA of Danio rerio (zebrafish), 9688 nucleotides long. NCBI's taxonomy places the organism in Eukaryota, Metazoa, Chordata, Actinopteri, Cypriniformes, Danionidae. The record is from RefSeq and is a predicted model, not a curated record.
ACAAGGGGCGGUUCUUCCCCUUAUAUCUUUCCCUCUCCAUCUCCGCCUCCAAUGUCGCUCCUUUACUCUUAUUACAGUGCUCUUUUCUUAUUGCCUGCGCCUAGGAAUAUUGGAUCCGUGCGCUAUAGAUGCGACCUGGACCAGUGACAAGCAUCUCUUCCCGCAGGAUGCCUUCACGGACACCCGCGACACUCUCCUCACUGUCCUCCACCUCCUCCUCCUCCAGCAGCGCAUGAUCGAUACUGUCGCCGUGUUCUGCUUAUCGAGCGCUGCGAGAUGCCCGACUCAGCAUAACCCGCUGCAAUGUAACCGAUCAGCGCAUUUAUUCAGAAAGUCAAAACAAUUACGCGGAUUAAAAUGCCCCAGGACGGGAUGAAGAAAAGGCGAUAAGUAUGAAGCUCGGUGGCCAUGUCUAAGGUUGCAGUAAAGAAGCUGCACUGGCGGUCCAAAGUGCAGGAGAACUUCGUCCCACUGGUCGGCUCUGGAGAGUUGGGGAUAGCCAUCGGGGGCGGGGCCGAUUAUGGAGAAUUCCCAUUCGUCACGGCUGCACCAGGGGGCGGGAUCACAGUUGGCGAUAUCAUCUUAGAAAUUGGAGGGACUCCUGUUUUGGGCCUGACUUUAGGAGAUGUGCGUGGACUUCUCAACUCCUGCCCUCAUCCGAUCCGCAUCAAGACUGUUUCUCCAGGCUCAACUCUAUGCAAGGAUCUGAGAUUAUACUUGAGCAAAUGUUUCACACCAGGAUCUAUGGACAGUCAGCUCCAGCAGGUGAUCCGAGAAAACCUCUACCUGAGAGCCGUGCCAUGUACAACUAGACAGCCACGAGACGGUGAGAUCUCUGGGGUCGACUAUAACUUUGUGUCAGUCGAAGAGUUCUUCUCUCUGGAGGAGUCGGGGGCGCUGUUGGAGAGCGGAAAGUUCAAAGAAAAAAAGAACGGCUUCGAAUCACUUGAGGGAAAUUACUACGGGACUCCUCGUCCGGUUCACAUUGGCCCUGACAGCCCUCCCAUCAGCUACCAGGAGCACCGCAACCUGCUAAGAAACUUCCGCACUCGCAGUAAAUCACUCAGCAACCUGGAGAAAGCAGGAGAGGAAGGCGACAACAGUGAGGAGGACUCAGGUCUAUCAGGUGGUUCAGCCGGGGCGAGCAGUGUCCCCGUCCACACGUCAUCCCCCAGCCAAUCACGAAACUUAAGAGGUGGAAACACCAGUGCCUUGGAGAAUGGGCUCGGACCCCGUAGAGGAGCACGGGUGAGAGGGUCGGAAAACUGGGAGAUGAUGUACAGUGACUCAGGGAAUGCCUAUUACAAAGACCAUCAUCUAAAGCCAUCGUCCUCGUCCUGGCUCAAUCGCAGAGCUCACAGCAGAGACAAUGUCUGUAUGCCCGAAUACAUUUCACAUUCAUGCAUUUGGCAGUCACUUACAGACUUACAGUCACAAUGUGUUCAAGUAGCAGAGUUUACGGACCAGCCGAGUGAACUGAGAGGUUUCUCCGUCCACACUCGUCUAGUUAAAGGCGCACGGGGCUUCGGUUUCAAUAUAGUGGGAGGCAGCAGAAGGAGAGAGUUCCUGCAGAUCUACAGCAUCACUCCCGGAGGACCUUCAACCCUGAACACAGCUGACAUCCUAGUCUACAUCAAUGAUACCUGUGUGCUCGGCUACUCUCACAAAGAUGUAGUAGAAAUGCUAAAAGCCAUCCCUAUUGGUCAUACUGUGGACAUCAUGGUCCGAAGAGGUUACCCCAUGCUCUACAACUCAGAAGGUUGUCCUAAGAUGUCCAAUCCAAGGCUGACUGCAUCCCAAAACCAGUCACCACAUCUACCUCCACCAACCACCACCCAACCGCAGGCCCAGGCUCCUCUCCCAUAUGCACAGCUCCACCUCAACCACAACAGCCCCCCGUGGGCUGACUUUGACAGGGGGUCUUCGAGGAAUCUCAGAGUGCGAGCUUCAAGGUUUAGUCUGGAUGCUAAUGGAAAUUCACCUCCAUUUGCUUCACCUCCAAGACCUCCGUCAUCGUACCAGGGCUCCAACGGGUAUGGGAGUGGGUUUUUGAGACCGCCACGCACUGCGAGAAGCAUACGGAGGUUGCAGAGCGCAGAACUGGCCAGCCAAAGUGACAGUGAGGUGGUGUCUGCAAUCGGAUCCCACAGGGCCUCGUUUAUCCGUAACCACAACAACAACUCUCUCUCCACUCCGCCACCUCUCCGCCUGCACUCCUUCAAAUCUUCAGAGAGUGACCUUUCCUCAAGUACUCCACCGCCCAUAUCUCGAUUACCUCUACCCCACACUGAACUAAGCCCAGGUCCUGUCUCCUUUUCCCCUGGAGGUGGAAGACGCUACUCGCAUUUACGUAAACCUCAGAAUUCAAUGCUAACCCCACCAAGCAGCGUCCAUUCUGACGGGCCUUACUUCACCUUCAACGGGACGGCCAGCGCCAGCAGCGGCAGCCCAAACAGCAGCAUUCCUUCACCCGGAGCCCUGAGUGCCGUCAUAGGCAGUGGUGUUGGAGGAAUGGCGGCAGGUGGAGAAUUGGUUCCUGUUGCGUUGGCUAAAUGCGAGAGGGGCAGCAAUAUGGGGUUCAGUGUGACGGCGGGAGGGCACGGAGGCAGACAGACCCUUGUGAAGAAAGUCUGGGACCACAGACAGUGUAAUGGGCUGCAGUCUGGAGAUGCUGUUGUGAAGAUCAAUGGAGCUGAUGUACAGAGUCUCAGCUUUGCACAGGUCCAAAGGAUUUUGCAAGAACACACUAAAAAAGGAGAGGUUAUUCUGCUGGUUUACAGGGGCCCCUCAAACUAUUCCAAUUCGCCUAGUUCUGUGCGAAGACUAACUCCUCCCCCUCCACGCUCUGCUUCCGACUCUGAAGUUCCUUUUACCGACUCCAUGCCAUUAUCUCGUAACUCUCUGACCCCGCCAUCUCCAGCGCUGGUGCGCUCUUCAUUGGUCCAGAGCACCAGCUUUCUGGAUUCAGUACCUGUCACUCUCACACUGGAGCCACGUGAUUGGAUGAGCUCAGAGGAUGGAGGGACGGUGCUCAGUCCCAGAGUGAAAACAGAGGAGAAAGAGCAGCCCCCGGCGCUGCGGGGCUAUGAGGUGGAGCUGAAGAGGAAACCAGGUGAAGGAUUUGGAUUCGUUAUCGCCUCUCAGGAUGUGGAAAAUGUCAAAGCGGUGUCUCUGCUGCCGCACAGGUUUGUGACGGUGCGCAGAGGAAGCCCAGCGGCACGCAGCGGUCAGAUCAGGCCUGGCGAUCGCCUGGAAGCUGUGGACGGCAGAUCAGUGGUCAAUUUACCUCACAGGGAGCUGGCUCAGAUCCUGAGGAGAGCUGGAAACACUCUCCGCUUGACCAUCGUACCUCGCGCCAGUGCUCAUUCCUCAGAGCGAGCAGAUUAUGACCCUGAUUAUAAGAACAGGAAAACUCACAAGUCAAAACCAAAGCAGGAUGCCACGCGGUACUACAGUGUGGAACUGGAGCGGGGUCCCACUGGAUUCGGCUUUAGUCUGAGAGGAGGAAGUGAAUACAACAUGGGCCUAUAUGUGCUGGGACUGAUGGAGGGAGGACCGGCCUCACGCAGCCACAAAAUACAGGUGAGUGAUCAGUUGGUGGAGAUCAACGGAGACAGUGCAGCAGGAAUGACACACAGUCAGGCAGUGGAGCAGAUCAGGACUGGAGGAAGCAGGAUUCACCUAGUCUUCAAAAGAGGAAACGGAUACGUUCCUGACUACGACCGUGAUCACAUCACAGCCGUCUCCUCCUCACCCCAGCCCCUUCAGUCGAAUUUGGCUGCAGUGAGCCACCACCGGCCUCAACGGGACGCCACAUCCAGCCUUCAAAAACCAGAGAAGACCAACCGAGGGUGGAAAGAACCGAGGGAGAGGAGUGACGGAGGAGACCGCGAGAGCCCUGCAAGACUCAAGGGUGACCGUCAGGGCAGAAGGCGAAGGUCAAGAGAUGAUGAAAGGAGACGAAGGUCAUACAGCUUGCCUAGAAACACACCAAGAAGACACAGCGAUGAAAGCAUGAAGGUUGAAAAGGUUGAAAGAAAUGGGAGAGAGAUGGAAAAAGGUAACAAGAGGAGCGUGGACAGGCCAAAACGUAGCAAGAGUGAGGAGAGGGUGAGAGAAAGAAAGAGAGAAGGAGAUGAGAGUAAGAACACACAAACCAUCAAUAAACACAGACUUCCUCAGCCCAAACUGCAGUGGGAGGAAAAUGAGGAGGAGGAGGAGGAGUGGGAUGGAGAGACUGAGCAAGAGUGGACAAGAGAGAGAGAAAGGCUAAAAGACAAAAAACGGGAGAGGGAGGAGAUAGCGUCUCUUGAUUCAGAGAGCGACGGGGAAUUAGAAAGCGAAAAUGAGAGUAAGAUGAAUGUGGAAGUGCUUGAGUGGGAGACGAACAAAAAAACCCAUCAAGACAUUUCUGAGGAAUUGAACAGAGAGCAAGAUACAAGUUUCCAUAAGCGCUUGCCUUAUUUGGGCAUUCGUGUACUUCCUCCAGACACUCAGUCCCGCCCUCUUAGACGCAUUUCUGGCCACUCAUUGGAGGAGCCCGUAGGGAAGAAUGAAUUCAAUAGGACGCCGUUUGCUUUCCUUACAACUGAGCAGUCUGAUUACGCAGAGUCGGAGUCAGGAGCCAGUGUGUCUGAGUGUAGCAUAUCGGCAGCCAGUAUCUCUGGUCUAUCAGUGUAUAUGACAGAAAGGUGUCAUUUAAAUAGCAAACACAAUUCCCAGGAGCCCUUACUUCCAGGCCUGUGGUUAAAACCGAGCUUGGAGAGACUCAUUAGAGAGGGUAAGGAGAUCAGGAUGAUGGGGAAAGGUGGAGGAACAGAAUGUUGAUUUAUUGUCUUUUGCUAAGGUCUCUUACGCUGGUGAAUUUGCUCAUAUUUAGGUUUAACGUUGCAAUAAAGCCAAAAGUGGCAAGGGAUAGUUUAUUGUGUAUUGUAACACACUUCUAAAUGAAUUAGAUAAAUUUAAACUACUUUUAAAUUAAAUUAAAUGAGCUAAAACAACACAAUUCUUGAGAUUUUAUUGGGACAAAUACAUUUUUUAUGUUCAAUGCACAUACAUUUGUUAAACCUGUUAAGCUAAUCCUUUUGUGUUGGGACAAAAUAGAAAAAUAAAAUGCAAAAUGCAUUCAAUUAAAAUGUUACUUUCAAAUAAAAAAACAACAUUCUAAACUGUAAAGUGAAUGUAUUUUCAUCAAAUAAGUCUUUUUAAAGCAAAUAGCAAUUAAAUGUCUUUUGACGCCAAACUUUUAAACAGUAUUCAAUAGUUCAUGUUCAAAACAUUGAACUCUGAAUGAUUUUUGCAAUAUUGUGCUUGUCUCCUUGAAACACGUCCUAUCUCUGCUAAAUUCAUUUUCGAAGGAAGGAUCUACUUCUUUUGGAAAUAGGCACAUUUUACAGGUUAAACAGUUGAGUUUAGCCUUUUUUUUACCCAUUCAGCUGAUCUCUAGUCCUGGUGGGAGCACAUUUAGCUUAGCAUAAAUCAUUGAAUUGGAUUAGACCAUUAGCAUCUCAUUUUACUAUUUUUUUAGUACAUGAUUUAACUACAGAAUAAUCACACCUUAAAUAGGAAAAUACUAUAAACUCUUUAAAAAAUUUUUAACUAGAUGGUAAUUGUAUAAUAUGAUACAAUGAUUUAUGCUAAGCUAAGCUAAAAUUGCUCAAAAUGAAUUAAUUGUGUGAAACAAUGCAUUUUUUAUUUUGUACAGAGCAAAAAAUCCACAAUUACACACAAAUUGAGUUGGGACAAGAUGAAUUAAUUGAGUUAACUUAUUAGUUUUUAAUUAAUAAAUGAAUUAUUAUUUAAGUAGGUUGAAUAUUAAACAGUUAAGCUGUCCCCCAAAAAACUCAAAAACUGUGUUGUUUUGGCUCAUUUUAAAUAAGUAGUUUGACCAAACAGCAAAAGCAACAUUUUUUAUAGGACCACAGAACCAGCCAUAGGGGUCUUUUUUUCUAAUUUGAGAUUACAUUAUCUAUAGGCUGAAUUAAUAAGCUUUCCAUUGAUGUGUGGUUUGUUAGGACUGGUCAUCAUUUGGCUGAGAUACAAUACAACUAUUUGACAAUCUGGAAUCUGAGGGUUCAAACAAAUGAAAUUACUGAGACAAUUGGCUUUCAGUUGUAUAUUGCGAUUUAAAACUAGAUCUGUGGUUUUGUGGCUGUCCUACAAAGUCAGUGUGCUGAAUCGUUCACAUGCUGCAUCCUUGUACUCAUGACGCAGAGUUCUCGGGUAUCAGUCCUGUGAAUACUUAAGUGGGUGGCUUUUUUGACUUUAGCAGUAAGCAGUUUAAAUGCAUUUACAUUUAUACAUCAAGCAGGGGCUUAUGCAACCAGACUUGCAAAAGAGGAAAAUAACAAGCAGUUCGUGCCAACAGUUUCAUAGUACACAAUGCCAAGAUGCCAAGUUUCAAGUAGAAGUCUGUUUAGUGCACAACCAUCUAGAACAAGUUACCAACUGCAAAGAAUUCACAAAAAGCAUUAUAGUUUUGUUUUGCACAAGCAAACACCAUUUACAGGAAAGAAGUAUAUAAAUAUAUUCUCUCCCACUCCAGCUUGCUCUCUCAGGCAUACAGUAUCUCUCCCCUCUUCCACUUUGUCCACUACAAAGAAAGUCUGCAGUUAUCAACACAACAUCUUUAUUUUUGCACCAGACUGUUUGUACAGAAUGAACUCAUAUGCAACAAAAUGAUUGUGUGUGUUGGGUCAAUUAUUUUCUUUAAUGUUAUAGCAAAAGUAAGGUUCUUACCUGUAGCCCAGAUGUUCUUUUUUUCUAUUCAGAACCAAGUUUGGAGUCACUUUAAUCUUAAACAAUGCUCCAUGUCAACCAGAGAAAGUCUAUCAUUUUAUUAGCUACAGAUCAAAUGCUGAAUGAUGAUUAUUAUGUGCUACUGUUCAAAAGUUUGAGGUGAGAAAAAGAAUGUAUAAAAACCAUGAAAAACGGUAGAUAACAACAACUGUUACAGCAUUUAAACACUGUAAAACCCAACACUCAACAUUUGUAUAUGAAAUGAGUGUAGUUCAUUCAAAAUUGACUUAAUUCUACACAUUUAAGAACUCAGUGUUGAAGGUAAUGAGUUUAUUAAAUACCUUAUUACUUUAACUCAAAUGGAGUAAGUUCACAGUACUCAUAUAGAUUUUUUUUAACUCUAAUGGUUUAAGUUGCCUUAACUUAUUGGGUUUUACAGUACUCGAUAGGUUUGAGGUUUGUUCUUCAAGUUCAAGUUCAAGUCAACUUUAUUGUCAAUCAAACCAUGCAACAGUACAUUACACAGAAGACUGAAAUUGUGUUUCUUCCAUACUCCAAUGUGCAAUUUAAAACAAAAAAUAUGACACACACUAGACAUAAACUAAACAUUUAACUAAUACAGUACAAGAGAAAUUUAAUAAAUAGACACUAAUAAACUGUGAACAAUUACCAGAUAUUCUAUUGUUCCAGAAUAUGACCAUUUAUUGGGUUUUACUGUGCUCAAAUUGCUUCAUUUACUCAAAAAGAUUAAGUUCACAGUACUCAUUAGGAUUAGUUUUUGAUUUUAAAUGGUUUGUUGCAAUCAGUUUCCUCAAAUGAUUUGAGUUACUUUACAGUAAUAUACAGUAAUUUAAACAUAAAAAAUGUUUCCUGAGCCCAAAAUUAGCAUAUUAUAGUCAUUUCUGGUAGAUUAUAGGAAACUACAGACAAAAUUAACGGCUGUUGAAUUGGUUUUGUCAUUACUAAAAUACAUUAAAAUGUUAAUAUGUUCAAAUUAAUAAAACAACAUUCAAAAUUGUAAUAUAUGAGUGUAUUUUCAUCAAAUAAGUAUUUUUGAGUAAAUAGCAAUUAAAUGUCUUUAAACAGCAAACUUUUGAACAGUAUUCAAUAGUUCAUGUUUGAAACAUUGAACAUUGAAGGAUUUUGCAAUACCUAUUGUGCUUGUCCUCUUGAAACAGGCCCUAUCUUUGCUAAAUUAAUUUUUAAAGGAACGCUCUACUUUUGGAAAUAGGCACAUUUUAGAGGUCCUCUGGAGUUGAAUAGUUGAGUUUAGCCAAUUUUGAACCCAUUCAGCGGAUCUCUAGUCCUAGCGGGAGCACAUUUAGCUUAGCGUAGCAUAAAUCGUGGAAUUGGAUAAGAGCAUAAGAGCAUCACUUUAAAAAAAUAAAGAGGUUUUUGAAACUUUUAAUAUUCUAUUGGACUUAGUACAUAAUGUAAAUACAAAAUAAUCACACUUUAAAUAGGAAAAUUCUAUAAACCUUUUAUUUAUUUAUUUAUUUUUUUAAUGAAAUGCUAACUUCUUAAUCCAAUUCAAUGAAUUAUGCUAAGUAAGCUUAAAGUGCUUCUGCCAGCCCCAAAGAUUGGCUGAAUGGAUUUAAAAAUAGUCAAGCUCAGCUAUUUAACUCUAAUAUGAGCCUACUUCCCCCAAAAAGUGGAGCAUUCCUUUGAGGGGUGAUUGCCUAGGUAAACCUUCUUGUGAAUGACGUGUCUACAUGUUAACUGUUAAAAGGCCAUAAACUGUAUUUGCCAUAUUUCUCUAAGAGCAUCCCGUACAAAGUAUAGAUAGAUGAUUAUUUGCUGUGCCCUCUGGGUCUCUGAUAUCUCAGGGAACAGAUAUGUAAAUAUAAUUUUAUUUAUGUAUUUAUUUUUGGAGCAAGCCCUAUACAGUAAAUACCCUCAAAGUAGCUCCUGUUGUUGCCUUGCAAACAAAAGUCUUCUCUUGUCUGCUGACCUUGGCCUCUGUGAUCUCAAUACUUUUUUUGCUAUUUACAGUGAAAAGUCUACUGUAUUCCCCUUGAAUCAUUUCCUCCAGCUUUGAAUAACACUCGGAUUGACUCCAAAUAACUGACGGAGAUGCAGUAUGUAUUCAUUUCAGAUGCAGUAUCUGUUAAACUCUGACGUGAAUCUCUAUGAAAUAUGAAUAGUAAUCAAUAAAAAAGACAAUGACAGAAGUUGUGUCUGUCAACCAAAUAAAAAAGAGAGACCAUUGUGCAGAAUGUUGGUACCGAUGAGUUGAAGUUUGCAAUAUUAUGAGGCUUAGCGCCAAGCCUGCAAAACCUCUUUAGUUUAAUGCACCCAGGGUUUUUUCUCUUUAUCUUUAUUGAUGAAUUAGUAAGAGAGAGGUUGACUGUAUUAUGCUCUUGUUAACUGUAGCUUAACUAAAUAUACUGAUAUUUUAGCAUUAACCUCACAAAAAACUGUGCCUACUACUGUAUUUAUCAGUUGUGUUCCUCCAUUCAAUUAAGUUCAAGUCAUCAAAUGCAAAACAUCACCUAAUAUUGUCCAUCCUGUGUGUUCUACUCUUGUAUGCACAUUUAAACUAUGCAUAAGACGAUGCCAUUUAGAAUAAUUGGGAAAGCAGUGUAAACCUGUGCACCCCAGCAGGUCUGGGAUCAGCGUGUUGAAGUCAGUCGGGUGUUGGUGGUCCGCAUAUUUUGAAACAUAUCGUAAUAUUCAGAGUAUGAGCCAAUGCCACAUAAGCUUCACUAACAUCUCUGUAUUAAGUACACGUGCAGUCUGAAGGGCCCAUUUUAGAGUCUCUCGAUGUCCAUACUAAUGUCUAUGGCCAUAUGUACCAAUUGUAAAUACAUAUAAAUAUAUAAUUAUAGUUCUAUAUAUACAUAUGAUAUUAUGUUUCUAUUAUGAUUAUAUUGUUAUAAUCCAUUGUAACCCAAAUGCAGGUAACAAAUUAUAUUAAAGAGUUAUAUUAAACAGUUAUGUAUCUACCUGA